UGAUAACAAACGUCACUCUCUGUCACCCAUGUAACUUCAAGUGCAUUCUUCAAAGUCCGAUUUUUGCUAAAGUGCAGAGUAAUGUUGUAAAAAUAUUUGAUAACAAAUAGCAAUUAAAAAAACUAUGACUUCGACCGGACUUCUAAUUGUUUCCAAUGUCAAACGCAUUCAGAAGUCAUUGAAUGCAAUUCAAAAAUACGUUAACAAUUUAUACAUUCAUCUUAACAUCCCAUCAAGCAAAAUACAACCUGUUCCGUCAUGGACCAAAAUUAUCUCUCGCAUCUAUUCCGAGGGUCUUACUGGCACACCACAAAUUAAUUUAAAAAUCUUGAUAACUCCUCUUAAAACCCAGCUAACCAACAUUGGAAAACAAAAGAUCGACAUGUUAUUCUCCGACGGAAGAUUCCCAGAAAUAUGCGAUUCUGUGAGGGCAAAUUUUAGCAUUCCAAGCGAAACGAUAUUCCUAACCGAAGAGUCAGCCUCGGAUGUUGCCGAACAACAAAAUCACGACAAAGAGACUAAGAUGUACGAUACCGUAGUUUUGGGCGGAACAUUCGACCGAAUACACGUCGGACAUAAGAUAUUCUUGACAGCAGCAGUUUUAAGGGCAUGCAAGAGAUUGGUGAUUGGAGUAACUGAUGAAAAUAUGCUCAAGACAAAAAGACUUCCAGAACUAAUACUCCCAGUCGAGAAGAGGAUCGAGGAUUUGAAAAACUUCCUUCUCGAAAUCGAUUCGACACUACAAUACGAUAUUGUUCCCAUAUCCGAUCCAUUUGGCCCGACAAAAAGUGAUCCCGAUAUGGAUAUGAUUGUGGUUAGUGCAGAAACACUUCGUGGUGGGCAUAAGGUCAAUGAACUUCGGGCAGAAAAGGGUCUCAAGAAAUUGGAUAUAUUCUGCAUUGAUAUGGUCGAGGAUUACAGCGAUGAUGGAGUGAAGGAACUUAAAAUCAGCUCAAGUAAUACGAGAAUAGAUCUUCUUGGAACCAGAAUCAAACCAAAGAAGCCAAGGGAACAUCUUCCGCGUGAACCGUACAUCAUUGGUCUAACUGGUGGAAUUGCUUCGGGUAAGAGCAAAAUGGCUCAACGCUUACACGCACUCGGCGCUUACGUUAUGGAUUGUGAUAAAAUCGCCCACGAAAUCUACGAACCUGGGCAGCUGUGCUAUGAGAAGAUAGUCGAGCACUUUGGAAAUGAAAUUAUCGCCAACGACAAAACAAUAGAUCGUGUCAAACUUGGUUCAAUAGUUUUUUCGCAUCCGGAUGAGUUGGAAAAAUUGAAUUCAAUUGUUUGGCCAGAACUUCUAGUCGAAGUUAAACGACGCAUAAAGUUGGCUUAUGAAAGUAGCGGCACAAAGAUUGUAGUAGUGGAAGCUGCAAUUCUCUUGAAAGCCGGUUGGGACACUGAAUGUCAUGAAGUCUGGUCGAUGAUCGUCUCCCCGGAGGAGGCAGUUCGCCGUGUUGUCGAACGAAAUAAUUUAUCAGAAGAAGAGGCCCGCAAGCGGAUAGCCAAUCAGGUAGACAACCACACUGUGGUCAAGAAAUCAAAUGUAGUAUUUUCAUCCGAAUGGAGUCCCGAUUAUACCCAGAAACAAGCAGAGAAGGCCUGGACAAUGAUAACAACCGAAUUGAAGCAGACAAAGGCGUAAAUUUUGAUUUGUCAAUUAGUUUAGUUUCAUUUGCUUUGCUUUUGUUUUUUUUUAUAUAUAUAAAAAAAGAGGUUUGAACAAUACAAAUAAAUAAUUGGGUGCAACCCGAGAUGUGGGACAAUGCAA
Eupeodes corollae is the source of this 1771-nucleotide messenger RNA. RefSeq names its product bifunctional coenzyme A synthase (gene Ppat-Dpck). Gene Ontology annotation, molecular function: dephospho-CoA kinase activity; ATP binding. The transcript is spliced from 3 exons. Lineage: Eukaryota; Metazoa; Arthropoda; Insecta; Diptera; Syrphidae. Gene Ontology annotation, biological process: coenzyme A biosynthetic process. The record is from RefSeq and is a predicted model, not a curated record. Bases 125 to 1645 code for a protein of 506 amino acids.